Bacillus rossius redtenbacheri is the source of this 2761-nucleotide messenger RNA. RefSeq lists its product as uncharacterized. Gene Ontology annotation, molecular function: damaged DNA binding. The transcript is spliced from 7 exons. The record is from RefSeq and is a predicted model, not a curated record. NCBI's taxonomy places the organism in Eukaryota, Metazoa, Arthropoda, Insecta, Phasmatodea, Bacillidae. Gene Ontology annotation, cellular component: nucleus. The coding region runs from base 161 to 1810 and encodes 549 amino acids. Gene Ontology annotation, biological process: base-excision repair; single strand break repair.
AGUAUGUAAACUAUCUGCCAACACAACAGACCAAUACGGAAAUGCGCGGGAGUUGGGUUUUGUGUUUAUUUUUGUGAAUACUAGUUACAUCUGUUACAGUACGAGCAAAUGCAUUAUUUGGUUUUAUACUUAACUGCUAUUGCGUAUUUUAACUUACACAAUGGAGUUGAAACUCAUAGAAGUGGUUAGUGUGUCAUCUGAGGACCCCGCCCACCCUGCGGAGGCACUGCUGCGGCGUGAGAAGUGGCUCUCCGCGCCUGGCAGCAAGCCCAGCCACGUGGAAGCCGUGCUGCAGCUGAGCGAGGCGUCGGCCAUUGGCAGCGUCCACAUUGGGAACUGCGGGUCUGCCUUCAUCUCCGUGUUGGUAGCAAAGAAAGGCAGUUCGACUUUCACUUCGUUGCUGCCUCAGUCCUCGUUCAUGAGCGUCUUGGAUUGCAAGUUGUCCAAGAACAGGACCCAAGUUCGAAUGUUCAACCAGGACGACUUCCUGCCCGGGGCCAAGGACGAGACGUGGUCCCAGGUGAAGGUGCUGUGCUCCCAGCCCUUCAACAUGUUCGUGCAGUACGGCAUCAGCUUCGUGCGCGUCUUCUCCACGCCCGGGGUGCGCACCAACGGCAAGGAUGCGUCUCCCAGCAGGUUGCAGGCCUUCAAGAGGCUGUCCAGCCAAUCAGUCGCUGGCAACAAUGCGAGGAACAGCAGCCCGGGGGGCCUCCUGUCCCGCAGCGAGCGCCUGGUCCUCCAGUCGGCUGGGACGCUAGACGUGCCGUGCCGGAGCCCGCCACCGAAGAGGGCGAGCGUGUCUCCCGCGGCCGCGGCGCCCGUGACGUGCAAGGAGAAUGUCGUGGAAGAGGAAGACGAAGACGUGUUCAGAGUGAAAGCUGUCAGCUUCCUGGAAACGCUGGAACUCCAUAAGAAGAGUCUGCAAAACAUGGAACUUGGACAGGUUACGAAAGAUUUUGAAACUGCACGAGGCCGGCCACUGACCUUGGAAAAAAAGAAGAUCUUUACAGAAAUCUUACGUGAGUAUUUGAAGUCCAUUAAAAGAUUGCACGCUGAAGGGCAGUCGUACAGCCCAAAGAAUACCAAACGAAGCAACGGCUCGCAGUGUAAAACCCCUUCGCGACAAAGGCGCCCCGGAGAGACAGCCUGGAAGGACUGCGAAAGCACACCGCUUAAGGUCGUGGUGAAAAGCUGCAGCCCAGGAUGGCAGAGCAACGUGUUGAGGCCGGAUGCGGGCGACAGGGAGGUAGACCCGAUGACAGACAGGACUGCUACCCCAGCUAGGUGCCCUGGGGAUCACAUCCCGGCAGGCAGGGAGGGCCUGAGCGGGGACAGAAGGAUCACUGGGCUCAGCCCGAGAGAGCGUAGGAACAACGUGAGCUUAGACGACGUGGGCGAUGGAGGUGUGGACACUCCUCGUCGGGGCACACUUCCUUCCCCGUGCAGAGAGAAGCUGAAGAGGGUGCUUGCUUCCCCGACUCCGGUCCCAGAAUUCAAUCCGAAGAGACUCUGUGAAUCUCCAGUCACAGACGAUUGCAUGAUUGUGUCUCCGGCGACUAGAAACGAAGACUCAACGGAUGACCUGCUAGUCCAGUGUCCCAUCUGCAGCAAAUACUUUGAUGCGUCCGAGAUCCAGAGUCACGCAGAGAGCUGCGAGAGCUUCGUUGGUAUUGAUAGUGAAGACCUCACUGUGGUAAGUACGCAGUUCCGAGAACUGCAGGGUAUGCCAGCUAACAUGAACAUUCAGUCAUCAACUGUUGUGGCAUUCAGUUGCAUCAACAGUUGCGACAAAAUUAAGCUGAAAUGUUAAUUGCCCUACACCUGUCCCAACUGACAGCAUAUCAGGAGAUAAAAUGACAAAUAUUUCAGUGCCUUUCUGAUCGAAAUUAAUGUUUUGCUAGAAAUGAAGUGUGUUCAGAUUGUAUGUAGUUAACACAUGUCAUUGACAAGUCCACAUGAGAGACUUUUCAUAAUAACUUCAAGUGGUACAUUUAUCUCCUAUGUAUUGGCUUAGGUUACAAAAAAAAUUUGUAGUAAACAGUUUUAUCUGCUGUCAGGUUACAAAUUACAGAUUCUGUCCAGUGCAAAUUUUUAUGGUCUUUUCACAUCAUUUUGAAACAAACCUUAAUUAAUUAUGUUAAGUUCACUCCACUUUAAUUAAUACUAAUUUAUAAAAAUGUUAAUCAAAUCCUUCACACUGUCGCACUGUGGUGGGAGUAGCUUGGAAAUUUUCCAGCCAUAUUCACCCAAAAUGAUUAAUUCAUUUACUGAUUUUAAAUAGGUAUUCACUGUAAAAUACCUGGCCAGUACAUACAGCAGAUGUUACUAACAGUUAGAUCAGUUGUAAAUUACCUAUUUGAAUGAAUCAAAAAGUGAAACAAGUUUAUUUAUUCUUCCCCUCCCUUUCCUGUUUUUCCUCCCUUCAAAACCCUCUUUGUCUUAGUCCUGAGUUUAUGGAGUGCAAUUUUUAUAUUCUUCCUUUGAUUUUGCUUUUUUUUUUUACUCUGCUUUAUGGCCCAGCUCAUUUUGUAUUGUUUUAUUGAUAUAUUUUUCAUUCUUAUUUCAGAACUGCCCGCUCUGCAGUACGAAAAUAAACAAAGACGAAGCACGUUCCCACGCAGACUGUUGUGCUAGAAAGAUGUUUGGAGACUGACAAAUAUUGGAUAGUAAUUUCAUCACACCUACCAAAGUGCCUGAGGAAUACUUUAUUUUUUUUAAUUUUAAUGGUUAAUUUUUUAAAAUAAAUGUAUGUAUAAAUUUA